Molecule: messenger RNA, 3314 nt
Organism: Dendronephthya gigantea
Lineage: Eukaryota; Metazoa; Cnidaria; Anthozoa; Malacalcyonacea; Nephtheidae
Product: cap-specific mRNA (nucleoside-2'-O-)-methyltransferase 1-like
Exons: 21
Coding region: 120-2537 (805 amino acids)
Biological process (GO): 7-methylguanosine mRNA capping
Cellular component (GO): nucleus; cytoplasm
Molecular function (GO): nucleic acid binding; protein binding; methyltransferase cap1 activity
Source: RefSeq, a predicted model, not a curated record
AUGGCGGUCGCAUUUCAAAAUAAUUUCAUUUUUUUAACUAAAAAGCUUGUCAUUUCAGCAUUUCCCGAGCUUCUUCCGUUGCAGAACUUCUCAAAAGCCUGACCAAGAUUGCCUAAAACAUGGCAGAGAAGCGAAAAAUUGAAUCGCUUAGCGAUAGUGACGAUGAAAGUGCCCCUGAUUUCAAAAGGAGCUCGUUUGCAACUUCAACUGGUCGACAUGAAAACGAAAGCGAACAAGAUCAGGGAAUGUUGGCUAACAGUGACAGUGUAGAUGGUACAAACUCUUUUACUGGCUACAGCGACUACUCCUUGAAAUUGAUGGGCAAGAUGGGUUUCCAAGUUGGUGAAGGUUUAGGAAAGUUUGGUCAGGGUCGAUCUGAGAUUGUGGAAGCCUCGAAACAAAGAGGAAGACGUGGUCUGGGCUUUGAAAUCGAAGGUCUAGAAGCUGAUGAUGUAGAAUGGACAGAAACAGAAAAGGAGGUGGAAGUGGUGGAGACUGCAAAUUGGAUUCCAUCUUGUGAACUUGAACCCCCAACCAGAAAUGAUAUGAAUGAUUGGAUGACAAUAAGCAAGAGAAAGUCAUCAAUAAAAGAUGAAACUGAAUUUUGCAAUGAGAAAAUUUUGCAUGGAGUUUUGGCAUGUAAGACUGUGUUUGAUUCCCUAGCAGAAAAUGAGUUUUUAAAAGCGAGAACGCGAGCCAAUCCUUACGAGAUGGUCAAAGGAGCAAUCUUUCAGAACAGGGCAGCCAUGAAAAUGGCAAAUAUGGAUGCUGUGUUUGAUUUCAUGUUCUCCUGUCCAAGAGAUAAAGAUAAUCGAGAACUCCUUGGUUCAAUGGAUCUUCUCUAUUUCGCUGACAUAUGUGCAGGACCUGGAGGGUUUUCUGAGUAUAUGUUAUGGAGAAAGAGCUGGCAUUGCAAAGGCUUUGGAUUCACUCUGAGAGGUGAAAAUGAUUUCAAACUGGAUAAGUUUUUAUCUGGAACACCAGAAACAUUCGAACCAUUUUAUGGUGUGAAUGGGAUUGAUGGUGAUGGUGAUAUUAUGAACCCAGAUAAUCUGAUGGCCUUCAAAGAUUUUGUUCUUAAUAAUACUGAUGGCUUGGGGGUCCACUUUGUCAUGGGUGAUGGAGGUUUCUCUGUUGCUGGGCAAGAAAAUUUCCAAGAGGUUCUUACGAAACGUCUUGUGCUCUGUCAGUUCUUAUGCGCUAUGUCAGUCCUAAGGAAAGGUGGUUAUUUCUUGUGCAAGACUUUUGAUCUCUUUACGCCAUUCAGUAUUGGACUUGUUUACUUGCUGUAUCGAGCCUUCGACCAUGUCUGUCUUCACAAACCUGUAACAAGCAGACCUGCUAACUCAGAAAGAUAUGUCAUUUGUAAAGGCCUACGCGAAAAUACUGAGGAAAUUUGCUCCUACUUGUUCUUUAUCAACGAAGAACUGGGAAGACUUGAACGCACCAAUAGUGAUAUUCUCGAGGUGGUUCCUCUGGACAUGUUAAAGAACGAUCAAACUUUCUAUUCUUACGUCAGGAACUCCAAUGAAAGUUUGGGUGAAAAUCAGAUAAACGCAUUGAAAAAGCUACGUGCGUACGUACAGAAUGUCACAUUGGUUGGAAAAGAUCAGGGAUUAAUUAGAAGACAGUGCCUUGAAUAUUGGAAGAUUCCAGAUAUCGCGAGAUCUCAACCCCGUGUUUCCAAUCCGGAUAUUCAUUUUCAAGAUCUUUUAAAGACGGCUAAAGAUCGUGACGAGUUGAUAUGCAAGCCCAAAAUAUUCACCAAACAGCAUUUAAACGAACUGAAAGUGCUUGGGAAAUUCAAAUGUUAUGUUUCGUCUGGUGAACGUUUCUUUCUUCUUGGUUUGGGGCGUUCAAGGCUGUUUCAAUGGGAUGGUACGCCAAGAGGUCGAAAACAAUGGCGAGGGUUGGAUCAGAUGAACCUAGAACUGCCCAAAGAUACUCUGAUUGAGGUCGAGAAGGUCGAAGAAUUACGUGGUGAGGGAAAAGGUCAGCGUCGUAGCGUUGUAAUUCACAUUACAGAUGCAUUGAUACUUGGCGGAAAAGAUAUCCGUACCAGACAUUAUGCACACAGAAUGGAAUAUGCUGCUAUGUUUGCCAAAGCAAUUACAAAACAAAGUCGUCCAGACAUGGUGAUUGUCAGGGCAAAGCCAAUCUAUAGCCUCGAUGUCCUUGGCGAUAUUUUUGACCGGCUGGAAAUUAGGCGCGUGAAGGGACGACCGCCUGCGUUAUGUUUUGUUACAGACGAUGAUCGCGCUAUAAUACCGACAGGAAUCGCGUUUAUUAAACAUUUAAACGAUCCAUGGUCGACAGCUUUUAGUAAAAGUCAACAAAAGACAUAUUUUUAUAACUCUGAAACGAGGUCGUCCCAGUUUGAUAUACCACUACAAGCAAUAGCAACGUUUGGGAUGUGUGCACAAAAUCGUUACUUCUGGAACUGGGGUGAACUACGCGAGGACCUGGAUACUAACGACCGGGAUCUAGUGAGCAAACAAGUAAUGUUGGAUUUUAUCAGAAGUCAUUCAAUUCGUUGAGGAAUCGAUUUAAGUCUGAGUGAAGUUCUACAAACGCAAAACGAAUUUGGACUGCUCGAAAAUAUCGUCAGGUAUAUUAACUGAUGCAUAGAACUCCCCUCCGUAAUUUACAUGGAAUCCGUUGGCUCCCAGACAGGGGGACCAGCAUAACCUCGUUGCCCACAUCAGAUGAGCCAUGAUAGACUUCGCUCUCCUGCAAAGAGCGUGAAGUAUCGGUGUGUGUAUGAUAAGUGUAGAUUUCCGGUCAGGUUUAUUGAGAUUACAUGACACACUGUAAAAAUAAUGCAAAUAAUACGUUGCCGGUUCCUGCCUUUUGCAUAACAUGUUCAGAAACCUAUGUAAAAACCUGUGCAUUGAAAGUCAUCCCCGCGGAAGUUGGGUAAAAUGUCCCGCGGCGCGGAAACGCUUGCACAAACAUACUAAUCUCCAAAGGGUACAAAAGAUUUACAGAACUCUCUUUCGAGAGGCGAUGAGAAUUGAACAUGUGUUCAACAAGGAAUGUCUCGUCUUGAAGUGCUGAAAAAACAAAAUGUCAAGCAAGCCUCUUCACUUAGCGAAAAGCAAACAGAACGCCCAAAACACAUGCUCCAUUAGAAAGAAUAAUACUUCAGAUUGAAAAUAAAGUGUAAAGAUACAAGUUUAAUAUUAUUUUGCUUCUCUGCGAAGCUGAUAUGAAGAUUGAAGUAUUCGUAAAUUACAACAGAAGCAAUUGGCUUCCCGGAAUUGUUAUAGUUUAAUGUCUGGGAAAUCGUAUAAAGACGAUUUUUGAUAAACGAA